AUUGAUAAAUGCUUGUUUUUAAUGAUAACUAUUAUUAUUCCGUACGAUAAUUUUCGGAUCUAUGAUAAUAGUUGUGUUUGUUUUUUUUUUUUUCAUGUAAACCGAGUGUAAUUUUCGUACAAAUUAAUAUAAUAUCAUAAUAAGUAGGUGUGAAUAAAAUUAAAUUGUUCAAUUUUAUUUAAAUAACUAUGAGCCUAAAGUUGUAAACAUUAUAUUUCUCUGUUUAGAUAAGUUGAAUGAAUUCAGUUGACUGAUUUUUUAAAAACAGUUUUAUUAUUAUGCCACCCAAAAAGAACUCAAACGCUAAGGGUCCUAAAACCAGUUCAAAAGCCGACGACGAAGGCAAAGGGAAAGAAAAAAAAGGAGGUUCGGCCGUAAAAGUGAGCUUAAAAUUAGACAACACUUAGUAACUGAAUACGAUCUACACAUAAUGCUAUUGUAGGUUUAAUUUUGAUAAACCGACUAAUGCAACAGAAAUUAUAAAUAUAAUAGAUAAAUACUGGGUAUGCUAUAAGAUUUCAAAAAAAUGAAGUUAAAAUACCGAUAUCCAAAAGUAUUUGGUUCUGGUAUGUAUUAUUGCCUAAUUUAUAGAUAAUUUGCUUUGACUCAAUAUUAAUUAUAAUAUUUAACUGAUAGAGUCUAAAAGAGAGUCUGAUCCUAAUAAAAUUGUACAUUUUGUUGCAUAAUUUUUGUUUUGUUUUGAUAACAAUUUACAUAUGAUAAAACUGUUUGUUAUUUUAAGAUACAAUUAAGACUCAUUGGAAAUGAUAAUACUAUAAUAUUAUAAAGCAAUUGUUUUGAUAUUCUGAAAUAGCCUACUCGUCUAGACUUGAUUACUGUAACGUAUCAAAUAAUUAAUUUUGAUUGUAUUGUGGCCAGCAUCUGUCUCUAAAGAAAAAUAUAUUUAUCAUUGCACUACUUACAUGUACAAAAUGUUGUUUAGGUCAGACACAUUCUGUGUGAAAAACAGUCGAAAGUUUUAGAAGCCUUAGAAAAAAUCAAAGCUGGUGCAAAAUUCAAUGAAAUUGCUGCACUGUAUAGUGAAGACAAAGCCAGAUCAGGUGUAAGUUAUUGUAAAUUAAUAUUAUUCGUUUUUUUUUAUAUGUAGGUAUAUGCAAGAUGUGCAAGUUAUGUCUAUGUUUAUAGUAAGUUAAGUCCGGAUUUAUAUUCUCUCCAAAUAAUAUGAUGUUUAUAUUAUCCUACGAAAUGCAUACAUAUUUGUACAUGAAUUAUAAUAUAUUUUCUAAACAUCAACAUUAUGCACUAAUAAACAAAAAAAUUUGUUUUUUAAUUCACGGCACUCUAAAUUAUGGACGUAUCUUACUCUAGUAGUUGUGCAUACAUCCUAUAAAAACAUGUGUUUAUAUUUAAAUCAGGAUUCUAAUAAAUGAUAUAAGGAUUUUAAAAUGUGUUUUAUUUCUAUAUCAUUUUAUUAAUAAUUAAUGGAAUUAAAAACAAAUAAUUUAAACUAGUAUAUUUUUAGUAGAAUGUUCAGAUUAACACCACGUCUCAUAAGCUAUAGUACUAAAUGAAAAUUUCCAAAAAAAACAAUUUGCAUAUUUUUACAAUUUUUACUUUUUCUUGAAAAUCCUUUGAAUUGGUUCCUAAACAAAUAGCUUCUGUUAGAUCUACUACACAGAAGUUUUUAUAUUCUCUUUCAUAUUUUUAUGAACUAUUAAGACUCUGUUAAUGUGCAAAUACUCCAUUAUUGUGUUUAAUGUCAGGAAAGUAUUAAUAUAAAUUGUAUUUUUAAUAAUAAUAAUAUUUUAUUAUGGUCGUUAAAAUUUAAUGUUUUAAUAAUUUAAUAACUACUUUACUUAUUUUAAUAAUUUCAGGGAGAUUUAGGCUGGAUGAUUCGUGGUUCUAUGGUUGGUCCAUUUCAAGAUGCUGCAUUUGCAUUGCCAGUGUCUAGUUUGGGCAAUCCCGUUUACACAGACCCACCUGUAAAAACAAAAUUUGGCUAUCACAUUAUAAUGAUUGAAGGGAAAAAGUGAUUUUUUUGUUAUUUAUGUAUAUUUAAAUGUCAAUCAAUUACAUUAAUUACAAAUAAUUGUUUUUAAAUGAAAAAUAAAAAUGUCUUUAAUAGUUGUAUAACUAAGUCAGUUACCGAUUUACUGGUACUGUCAUUUUUAUAUCAAUAUUUUGUAUUAUAUCUAUAACUCAUUUUUAUUUUCUUUAAAUAUAUUUUCCUUAGUGUUUUGCCUUGUGCAUGAUUAAAUUUAUCUUUGUGAAGUUAACAGUUGUCCUUCUAUGCCUUUGCUUUUAUUCCACAAAAACUAUCCUUUUUUUUCUUCUGUGAAUUCCUAGUAUUUUAUUAUUUUUGUACUCAAUACUCUUGAUUUUAGUUAUUCAAAUGAAGCAGUAGAUGUACUAAUUUUACAAUGAUGUGUAGAGGUGGGAUUUAUAUUCUCUUAAAA
Cinara cedri is the source of this 2417-nucleotide messenger RNA. The record is from the annotation of a GenBank genome assembly. NCBI's taxonomy places the organism in Eukaryota, Metazoa, Arthropoda, Insecta, Hemiptera, Aphididae.